Messenger RNA from Aspergillus ruber CBS 135680, 1308 nucleotides. Its product is annotated as nucleolar and coiled-body phosphoprotein 1 family protein. The coding region runs from base 1 to 1308 and encodes 435 amino acids. The record is from RefSeq and is a predicted model, not a curated record. The transcript is spliced from 2 exons. NCBI's taxonomy places the organism in Eukaryota, Fungi, Ascomycota, Eurotiomycetes, Eurotiales, Aspergillaceae.
AUGGCAGCGCAGAAGGGUAAGAAGGCUUCGGCUUCGAAGAAGUCUCUCAGCACCAAAAAGAACUCCCCCCCUCCGCAAUUAGUCGCCUCUAUCGCUACGUUCUUGUCUGAAAACGGCUUCGAGAGCACGAGUAAGGCUUUUGCUAAAGAGCAGGCCGAUAAGUCAAUUUCCCAGACCAAUUCGAAGAAGGCCCCGUCUUUGCUCGAAGUCUUCCAGAACUGGACCAAGAAAUCGGAAGAGUCCUCCAGUUCCAGCUCUAGCUCUAGCUCCAGCUCCUCUAGUGAAAGUGGCAGCGACAGCAGCUCCGAUGAGUCCAGCGAUUCGGACGUCGAAAUGGGCGAUGCGCAAUCCAAGAAGUCUUCCCGCUCGUCGUCUUCCUCUUCCUCUUCUUCCUCUUCCUCAUCUUCCUCAUCUUCCUCCUCGAGCUCCGAUAGCGACGCUGAUGACGAGGAUAAUGCGCCGGCCGCUGGUCGCAAGUCAACCGGUGUGAAGCGCAAGGCCGAGUCUAGCUCCUCUGAGUCGGACUCAAGUUCCUCGGAAUCGGAAAAGGAGGCCCCUAAAGCUAAGAAGGCUAAAAUUGAGUCCACCAAGAAGGACUCCUCGUCUUCUGAGUCCUCUGAUUCUUCUUCGUCGGAAUCCGCCAGCUCCGAAAGCGAAUCGUCGGAGAAUAACAGCGAUCCUUCUUCAUCCUCUGAUUCUUCUGACUCUGACUCUGACUCCUCUGACUCCUCUGACUCCGAUCCCGACUCCGAUUCUUCCGAUUCUUCAUCUUCUGAGAAGAGCCCUGCCAAGAAAGCCGACAAAAAGGCUCUGAAGACUGCUGUCAAGACACCCUUGCCCGCAUCAGACUCCAGCUCUAGCGACUCUUCGUCUGAUUCUUCGUCGUCCAAUGAAGACUCCUCGGAAGAUGAGUCCUCUGACAAGAAGAAAAAGGAUGACAAGUCAUCGGAAUCAUCAAAGUCUUCUGACACCCUCCAAAACUCCGAUUCUGACGAGCAGAAGCCGGUCAACAAGGCUGCCGAAAAUACCCGGGAAUCUUCGUCGAACGCAAGCCCGGUCCCUGGAAACAAUCGUGCUAAGAAGCAUAUCGGUGCCCGUCAGACCCCUCUCGCUGCUCUGAGUGAGCUGCCGCACGACCAUCCCUCGAACACAUAUAUGUCCUACGCUUAUGCAGACAAUGCCUACAAAGACUUGUCGGUUACUCGCGGCAAGGGAUUUACCAAGGAGAAGAAUAAAAAGAAGCGUGGUUCUUACCGCGGUGGUCCUAUCGACAUCUCCGGAGGAAAGUCCUUCAAGUUUGAGGAUUAA